AUGUGGGUGCCAGGUUGCCAAAUGACAUCUCCAUCCGGCCGGCAGGAGGGAAUUCUGGAAGAGUAUAGUGAGAAGAAUUUCUAUGGAUCUGAAGAAGAGCAGAAAGAGAAAAUUCAGGAAGCAAACAAGCCCUAUUCUAUGGACCCAGACCACCGAUUGCUUAUACGAAAUACAAAGCCUUUACUACAAAGCCGGAAUGCUGCUGUGGUGAUGGCAAUUGCACAACUUUAUUGGCAUGUAGCACCCAAAUCUGAAGCUGGGAUUGUUGCUAAAUCAUUAGUACGUUUACUUCGUAGUAACAGGGAAGUACAGUACAUUGUUCUCCAGAAUAUAGCAACGAUGUCAAUCCAACACAAGGGCAUGUUUGUGCCUUACUUGAAGAGUUUCUAUGUUAGGUCAACUGAUCCAACUAUGAUCAAGACAUUAAAGCUUGAAAUCUUAACUAACUUAGCAAAUGAGGCCAACAUUUCAACUCUUCUCAGAGAAUUUCAGACCUAUGUGAAAAGCCAAGAUAAACAAUUUGCUGCAGCUACAAUUCAGGCAAUAGGCAGAUGUGCAACCAACAUCUCGGAAGUGACUGACACAUGUCUUAACGGCCUAGUGUGUUUGCUGUCUAACAGGGAUGAAAUAGUAGUUGCUGAAAGUGUUGUUGUAAUUAAGAAACUGCUGCAGACACAGCCAGCACACCAUGGCGAAAUAAUAAAGCGCAUGGCCAAGCUCUUGGACAGUAUUACCGUUCCCGUGGCUAGGGCCAGCAUUCUUUGGCUUACUGGAGAAUACUGUGAACGAGUUCCAAAAAUAGCCCCUGAUGUUUUAAGAAAACUGGCCAAGAGCUUCACUGAUGAAGAUGACCUUGUGAAGCUGCAAAUUUUAAAUCUUGGAGCAAAAUUAUAUUUAACCAACUCAAAGCAGACAAAAUUGCUUACCCAGUACAUAUUAAAUCUCGGCAAGUAUGAUCAAAGCUACGACAUCAGAGACCGUACAAGAUUUAUUAGGCAGCUCAUUGUUCCAAAUGAGAAGAGUGGAGCUUUAAGCAAAUAUGCCAAAAAAAUAUUUCUGGCACAGAAGCCUGCCCCAGUGCUCGAGUCUCCUUUUAAAGAUAGGGAGCACUUCCAGCUUGGUACUUUGUCUCAUACUCUGAACAUGAAAGCCAAUGGCUAUCUGGAGUUGUCUGAUUGGCCAGAGGUUGCACCUGACCCUUCAGUGCGAAAUGUAGAAGUAAUUGAGCCGGCAAAAGAAUGGACUUCAAUAUUAGGGAAGGAAAAGAAAAAGAAACACACUGAUGAAAGAUUCUACUCUGAAUCAGAAGAGGAGGAAGAGGAAAGUGAUGAUUCUUCUAGCAGCAGUGACAGUGGUAUGUGUGGAUAAAGAAUGAUCACAGUUC
Molecule: messenger RNA, 1384 nt
Organism: Podarcis muralis (Common wall lizard)
Lineage: Eukaryota; Metazoa; Chordata; Lepidosauria; Squamata; Lacertidae
Source: RefSeq, a predicted model, not a curated record